Molecule: messenger RNA, 4470 nt
Organism: Amaranthus tricolor (Joseph's coat)
Lineage: Eukaryota; Viridiplantae; Streptophyta; Magnoliopsida; Caryophyllales; Amaranthaceae
Product: enhancer of mRNA-decapping protein 4-like
Exons: 12
Coding region: 121-4152 (1343 amino acids)
Biological process (GO): deadenylation-independent decapping of nuclear-transcribed mRNA
Cellular component (GO): P-body
Molecular function (GO): protein binding
Source: RefSeq, a predicted model, not a curated record
UGUGGUAAAAGAUGGUGAAUGCAAAUUGAAUAUUAAGGUUUUGUUGUCCAUUUGAUUUCUAUUCGGACAAACUGACGUUACAUUCUCUUUCUUUCAUGAAGCUUUAAUCUCAGACAAUCAAUGGCUUCCAGUGGAAAUCCAAAUCCAAAUCCAAAUCCCAAUCCAAAUCAACAAAAUCAUUUUGAUAUGAACAAAUUAUUUAAACCCACAAAUCUAGCACCAAUUCAAUCUUCCCCGCAAAACCCUACAACUAUGGCUGCUCCAUUAACUCCAUCAGCUUCAUACCCACCACCAACUGCUUCACCAUAUCCAUUUCCUCCACAAAACCACCCAUCUCCGCCGUUACCGUAUUACAAUCAAAUUCCUUCUCAAGAUUUACACCAUCAAAGAUCUGUUUCUUUCCCGACACCGCCUCUUCAACCUCACAAUCCAACUCCAGGUGCUCGAUUAAUGGCUUUGCUUAGUAACCCUCCUUCGGAUCUUAAUUACUCUCAACAAAACGCAACUCAACCGAGUUCUUCUGAUUUUUCAAUGGCGUCCAAUGUCCAGCCUACUCCAAUUCGUAUGCCCAGUAGGAAGCUUCCUAGGGGCCGUCAUAUAGUGGGUAAUCAUAUGGUUUAUGAUAUCGAUACGAGGGUUCAAGGUGAGGAGCAGCCUCAAUUGGAGGUUACUCCAAUUACUAAGUAUGUAUCUGAUCCUGGACUCAUUCUUGGACACCAAGUUGCAGUCAACAAAACCUAUAUUUGCUAUGGUCUUAAGAUGGGAAAUAUUCGUGUACUUAACAUUAAUACUGCCUUGAGGUCUCUCCUACGAGGGCAUACCCAGAGAGUUACAGACAUGGCCUUCUUUGCAGAGGAUGUUCAUUUAUUAGCUAGCGCUAGCAUUGAGGGAAGAGUUUACGUAUGGAAGAUUUCUGAAGGUCCAGAUGAGGAAGAAAAGCCACAAAUCUCUGGACAUAUUGUUCUUGCUAUUCAUAUAACUGGGGAUGAAGGAUUUGUCCAUCCACGAGUUUGCUGGCAUUGUCACAAACAAGAAAUACUUGUUGUAGCCAUAGGAAAAAGUGUGCUCAGAAUUGAUACUACCAAAGUCCACAAGGGUGUUGAGUUUUCUGCAGAGGAACCUUUUGUGUGUCCUUUGGAUAAGCUAAUUAAUGGGGUUCAACUUGUUGGUAAACAUGAAGGGGAGGUUACAGAUUUAUCAAUGUGCCAGUGGAUGACUACUCGUUUGGUUUCUGCUUCAAAAGAUGGAACGAUUAAGAUUUGGGAAGAUCGGAAGGCACAACCACUUUUGGUAUUGAGGCCCCAUGAUGGUCAUCCUGUUGAUGCGGCUAAGUUUCUGACUGCCCCACAUCGUCCAGACCACAUCAUGCUUAUCACAGCCGGGCCACUUAACCGAGAGGUGAAGCUUUGGGCUUCCGCUGAUGAAGAAGGGUGGCUUUUGCCCAGUGAUGCUGAAUCUUGGCGGUGCAUACAGACACUAGAGUUGAAAAGUUCUGUUGAGGCUCAAAGCGAGGAAGCAUUUUUUAAUCAGGUUGUAGCUCUCUCACAUGGAGGACUUCUGUUACUCGCAAAUGCGAAGAAGAAUGCUAUAUAUGUAAUUCACUUAGAAUAUGGUGCCAACCCAGCUGUAACGCGAAUGGAUUAUUUAGCUGAGUUUACUGUUACUAUGCCUAUUUUGAGCUUUACUGGGACAAGCGAUAUAUUACCUCAUGGAGAACAUCUUGUUCAGGUUUAUUGUGUCCAGACACAAGCCAUACAGCAGUAUGCUUUGGACCUCUCACAAUGCCUGCCACCGCCAUUGGAUAACUUGAGAUUAGAGACAUCAGAGUCUGAUUCUCGUGAUGCUGCUGAUGGAACUCCUUCUUUAGAGCCAUCUGCAAGUAAAUCUUUUGAAGUUCCUUUUUCUACAGCCAAACCAAGUAUCAGUGGCGUUGGCAGUUCAUCUGAAGUUAAGGGUCCUGUGAGCGCUGCUUCUGAUACAACCUCCAUUCAAGAAAUUAUUGCUUCAAAUGUGGAUUCCAAUUCUGUUUCGUUAUUAUCUGCAUCUAGCAACGCUGAUGUGGCCUCUGUUCCAUCUCCUGCUCUUCCUCUUAGUCCAAGGUUGACGAAAAAACUCAGUGAUCUCCGUAGUAAUCAAGCUCCUACUGAUUAUCCUGUUGAUGGGCAGAUUGAUAUUACACAAACAAGUUCAUCAGCCUUGCCUUCCUCUAAUUAUGAUAACAGAGCUAUACAAGGGAAUGCUCUUGAUGUAGUCAAUCCACCUGUCACAUUUAAACACCCAACUCAUCUUGUUACACCCUUCGAGAUUAUGGCUACUUCAUCACCUGAUGCAACCCGUGUUUCUGAAAAAGGUGACAAUGAUGCUAAAAUUCAAGAUGUUGUUUUGAAUAAUGACAAAGGAAAUGUUGAAAUGGACGUUAAAGUUGUGGGUGAAACUGGGUUUGCUAGUAAUGAUGAGUCUACUCGUACAGCAGAUUCUCAAGUCAUAACAGACAGGAAGGAGAAAUCCUUCUUUUCUCAGGCGUCUGAUCUUGGGGUUGAUAUGAGUCGAGAGUAUUGUGCAUUACCAUCUGAAACAUCUAUUAUGGAAGAAGCUAGAAAUAGCAUUAUGGAGGCUCUAGCACAACCAUCAAAUUUUUGUGAGGAGGAAGGAGAUGAAACAAGCAAUGAUGUGUCAGGAAAGGCUGCUGAUUUUUCUGUCUCGACGAGUGUGCCACAGUCUUCUAUAACUGUUUCCAAAGCGAAGAAGAAUAAAGGGAAAAAUUCUCAAGUAACCGGUUCACUGUGUCCUUCACAUAGUGUCUCAAAUUCUGCAGAACUGUUGCAGGUGCCCGUUUCAGGUUCUAGUGUGCCGUUAAUGGAGCCUAAUUCACAGAUUCUGGCUAUGCAUGAAACUCUUAAUCAGAUAUUAGCAAUGCAAAAAGAAAUGCAGAAGCAGAUGAGUACAGUGGCAGCUGCACCAGUUGUCAAAGAGGGAAAAAGAUUAGAGGCAGCUCUAGGACGUAGCAUAGAGAAGAAUUCAAAGGCAAAUACUGAUGCUUUAUGGGCUCGUAUACUGGAAGAGAAUGCUAAACUCGAAAAGUCAUUACGAGGUAUGACACAAAUUCCUGGUCUUAUAAGUAACAUUGUGAACAAGGAGCUGCUUGCUGUACUUGAGAAAACAUUGAAAAAAGAAUUGCCUGCGGUUGGAACAAAUGUAGCUCGUGUAUUAAGUCCGGCUGUAGAGAAAACUAUUUCUUCUGCUAUAACGGAUUCCUUUCAGAGAGGAGUUGGUGACAAGGCAGCAAGUCAACUGGAAAAGUCUGUAACAUCAAAACUUGAAACUACUGUUGCUAGGCAAAUCCAAGUGCAGUUUCAGACUUCUGGUAAACAAGCACUUCAGGAUGGGUUGAGAUCUUGUUUAGAGGCUUCUAUUAUCCCUGCUUUUGAGAUGUCCUGCAAAGCAAUGUUUGAGCAAGUUAAUUCUGCAUUCCAGAAGGGAAUGGCUGAACAUACGACUACAGCAACACAUCAAAUAGAAUCGACGAAUUCCCAGUUGGCUCUUGCUCUGAGGGAUGCUCUAAAUUCAGCAUCAUCUCUUACUCAAACCUUGAGUGGAGAAUUGGCUGAUAAUCAGAGGAAACUGUUAGCUCUAGCAGCUGCUGGUGCAAAUUCAAACUCUGGAAAUUCAUUGAUUACCCAAUUGAGCAACGGUCCUUUGGCGGGUCUGCAUGAGAAGGUUGAGCAGCCAUUCGAUCCAACCAAAGAAUUAUCUAGGCUAGUUUCUGAAAACAAGUAUGAGGAGGCAUUCACUGCUGCUUUGCAAAGAAGUGAUGUAUCUAUUGUCUCCUGGCUAUGUUCACAGGUUGACCUGCAGCGACUGUUGUCAACAAUUCCUCUGCCUUUGAGCCAAGGGGUUUUACUGUCUCUUCUGCAGCAGCUCGCUUGUGAUAUAUCAAAAGAUACAGCUAGAAAGCUGGCGUGGAUGACUGAUGUUGCUACUUGCAUAAACCCGCAUGAUCCGAUGAUCGUAGUGCAUGUGCGUCCGAUUUUGGAGCAGGUUUACCAGAUAUUAAAUCAUCAACGAAGCCUCCUUAACAACUCGUUCGUAGAGUUGUCGAGCAUCCGUGUGGUCAUGCAUAUCGUUAAUUCCAUGUUGUUGACCCUCAAAUGAUCCUGUUGUCCGUGUGAUCAUGAUUGUGUAUAGAAGUCGUUUUUGUCUCGCUUGAGGGCUGGAAACUUGUAAAUCGAGAUGUUUGUCUUGAUUGAAUUAAUUUCAAGUUUCCUAUACAUGUUGUAGAAGAAUGAACUUGUUCUAUGCUGCUGAAUAAGAUUUAAGGCUAUUAAGCAAGUGUAGAGAAGCAUAUUAAGAUGGACAUGAACUCCGUCUCGAUUUUGUGCCUUCAUUAGAGGCGAACCUUUGUAGAUUUCAGACUCGUUGUCUCGUCAUGACCGUAAUAUACAAGACAAAUUUUGUUCUGUUUUACUCUUA